AACAGAAACCUUUAAGAAAUCACGUGUGCUGUGUUCGUUAGAUACAAACGGAAAAAUCCGGAGGACAUAUAAUUUUAUGCAAUACUCGAUUAGUUAUCUGAAGAAUUCUAUCACGAGUUAUCUAAGAAUCUGAACUGAGAUUACGAAACCGAUACGAAAAAUGAGUUUCUGGAUUAUUUUGAUGUUUGUUUCUUUGGCGUAUGCAGUAAAGAAAGAAUGUCCUGGUGGAACUUUUUCAUGUCCGGAUAGUGCUACAUGCUGUGAACUUGCUGACAAAUCCUAUGGCUGUUGCCCUAUAGAAAAUGCUGUAUGUUGUGAUGACCAUAUUCACUGUUGUCCUGCAAAUACCAAGUGUGCUACUGACCUGUGUCUCCAAAGCAAUAACAAAAGUAUGGAAUUUCAUUUGUUAAGAAGUAAGGAUGUUGUUUGUGAUGAUCAGUCUAUAUGCCCUGAUGAUGCUACCUGCUGUAAAAAUCCACAAACUCAAAAAUUUGGUUGUUGUCCAAUGGAAAAUGCGGUUUGUUGUGAUGAUGGUUUACACUGUUGCCCUGAAGGUACAACUUGUAACUUAGAAGAAAGAAAAUGUGAUGGAGAUGGAUAUGUUACCCACAUGUAUGAUUCUCAUAAAAAAUCUUUCGAAUCCAUCAUUUCUAAUAUAACUUUGUCUUUUUUACGUUCUAAUAAGGGAUCCAGUGUCAUAUGUCCAGAUGAACAAUCCCAAUGUCCAGAUGGCUAUACUUGUUGUAAAUUACGAAAUCAGGAUUAUGGUUGUUGCCCAUUUAUCAAAGCUAGUUGUUGUAAAGAUGGUUUACAUUGUUGUCCAGAAUAUAUGCAUUGUGAUGCAACAUCCCAAUAUUGUAGUCAAGGUCUUAGGAAUGUCACAUCUCUUCGUCACAUCCCAGCAAAAAAGAUUUCUGAAAACAUCUGCCCUGACCAUAGUUUUUGUGAAGAUUUUGAAACAUGCUGUAAAAUGAGUAAUUCUACUUAUGGAUGUUGCAGAUAUGCUAAUGCUACUUGUUGUUCUGACCUUUUAUCUUGUUGCCCUAGUGAUAUGGUUUGUGAUAUUAAGCAAAAUCGUUGUUUGCGGAAAGAAGAUUUGGUUGUAGCUUUUUUGAAUAAUUUGGUGUAAAAAAAAUUUUAAAUAUUAAGAUUUUGAUUUGUCCGUCUUCAUUUUUUUAUGCAUUUAUAUAUUUUUUUUAUUUAAUGUCACUUAAAAAUUGUAUUGGCAUUUAUAUGUUAUCUUAUUUUCUUUAUGUUCAGGUUUUGUUCCUGCAGAGGUGUGUGUUUAUAAUUGGCAUUUUUUCUAAUCUCUGAAUAUUUUUUACUUUACAGUAUGUCUGCAUACUUAGAAGGGGGAAGAGAGCCAGUUGUAUUGUGUUAAAAUAGUUAUUACAAUACAGGUAUAAUGUUUUCUAAAGCACUACUUAAAUAUUUAUUUUAUUUUUAAAUAGGUUCAUACAUGUUUAAAUUGAAUUUUUCUUUCUUAUGAUUCUUCUGAAGGUUAUAUUAAAAGUGUGGAUAUUUAUUUUUCAGGUCUAAAAAGUAUCUUUAUAUUACAAAAAUAUUAAACAGUUUGUUGUAUUUGA
Argiope bruennichi is the source of this 1586-nucleotide messenger RNA. Its product is annotated as progranulin-like. The transcript is spliced from 3 exons. Gene Ontology annotation, cellular component: extracellular region. Lineage: Eukaryota; Metazoa; Arthropoda; Arachnida; Araneae; Araneidae. The record is from RefSeq and is a predicted model, not a curated record. Bases 161 to 1129 code for a protein of 322 amino acids.